Molecule: messenger RNA, 1533 nt
Organism: Aspergillus puulaauensis
Lineage: Eukaryota; Fungi; Ascomycota; Eurotiomycetes; Eurotiales; Aspergillaceae
Product: wax synthase family protein
Exons: 1
Coding region: 1-1533 (510 amino acids)
Biological process (GO): lipid metabolic process
Source: RefSeq, a predicted model, not a curated record
AUGGUGGAGUCCAUCUUCGCUCGCUACGAGCGCACCGUCCUCGAUGUCUACCAGCGAUUUGAUUCGCUGUUAGAAAAUGGAGAUGCGAAGCCUUUGCUCUUAUGGCAUGUGUUACUUGCUAUGGUUCUACCAUUCUGUGCACUGCUGAUUCCUCAUCAGCCAAGAGGCUGGAUCUUACGACCCGUUCUCUCCGCUAUCGCCCUCAGUGUCAGCGUUGAGACCAUUCGAUAUCGGCGUGCGCUUCUGGGGGCAAAUGGAUACAUGGUUGGACUGAUCAUGGUAUGGUGGCUCGUUUGGAGCUCUACACUCCUUUUCUUCAAUGAUGCCGAGCGAAACUUUCGACGGAUUGAGCGAGUGCAAUCCCAUGGGACUCAAGACACUGGCAGCCAGCAAAAUGGUCACGCAAGUAAUGAAGCCCAUAAACCAAGUGAAGCCCUGGGGGAAUCGGACACUCUAGUGUGGCAGCCCUACCCUCGGUCGUUCGUUCACCGUCUUGGGUGGACACUCGCUCUGGUGUUGACCAUGAGAGGUCCUGAUUUCAACUUCAGAAUUUCCUCCUUGGAUCCAUUGCCACCCCAGCUCAAGCCCAAGAUUGUUCCGUUGGACGAUAAAUGGGUGUGUCCACAAGCUAAAACCCGUAUACGGGCGGCUUUUAUUCGCUUCUUUGUUGCCUACCUCGCUAUAGAUAUCCUAAAACUUACAAUGAUAUGGGACCCUUAUUUUAUGGGUAUCAUAUCCGCACCACCGCCAUUCCCACUCAACCACCUUUCAGCCGUCCCUGGUCUGAUUCGGUUGUAUCAUUCCUUACUUUCUGGUACAGCCGUAUACUUCGCUCUCCAGCUUGUCACUGCUCUUAACCCGAUGUUCUUCCUUGGUCUAUCGACUGCGUUCCCAAAUGUAUUCCGUGCAAUAACUGCGACACCUUUAGAUGCACCGUGGCUCUAUGCCGACCAAUUCGGACAGCUCAACGCAGUACUAGACGAAGGACUCACAGGCACAUGGGGGAAAUGGUGGCACCAGAUCUUCAGGUUCGGAUUCAUAUCAACCGGAAAAUGGAUACUCUCGUUUCUCCCAUCAGCACUCUCGUCUCGUCGCAGCGCACGACGCACAAUUAUCACAGUCGUUGCUUUUGCAAUCAGUGGGGCGAUUCAUGGCUUCGGGAGCUAUACGCAGCUCAGCGAUGAGACCCGUCCCAUAGCCGAAACAUUCCUCUUCUUUAUCCUACAGCCCGUGGGGAUGUUCACCCAAGACAUAUGGAACCGUACUGUGGUGGCGCAACUCAAACGCAAUGGCCUUCCACCACCGUGCUGGCUGUGUCGAAUUGGCAAUGUUGCUUUUGUGAUUGCUUGGCUUCUCUUCUCAGGAAGUCGCAUUGCGGAUGAUUUUGCGAAAGGCGGGAUGUGGUUGACGGAGCCAUUGCCUAUUAGUCCCAUUCGAGGAUUGAUGGGCCAGGGGUGGAAUUGUUGGCUGACCCCUUGGUUUGAGCGUCAUGAUGAUGGAACGUUUUGGGGUAGUGGGGUGCGGGUUAUAUAG